Messenger RNA from Pseudonaja textilis, 1555 nucleotides. RefSeq names its product serine/threonine kinase 35 (gene STK35). Gene Ontology annotation, cellular component: cytoplasm; nucleus. Gene Ontology annotation, biological process: protein phosphorylation; negative regulation of G2/MI transition of meiotic cell cycle. Gene Ontology annotation, molecular function: ATP binding; protein kinase activity. The record is from RefSeq and is a predicted model, not a curated record. Lineage: Eukaryota; Metazoa; Chordata; Lepidosauria; Squamata; Elapidae.
AUGGAAACGGGCGGCGACGGCGUCCGCCGAGGGACAGAAAGGUUGCCGGAGCGGCGCCUCAGGCGCUCCGAGCGCGAGCGGCUCCCGCCGCCGCCGCUGCCGCCGCCGUUGCCGUUUCUGAGGGGCGCCUCGGCCGCCAUGGAAGGCCGGUCGGUCGGCCUUCCGAGCCAGGCCUCUCCGCCGGUCAAAGCCGCCUUGGCUUCCCCUCCUCGCUACCGCCUGGUGUCGGAAAUCGGCCGCGGGGCCUACGGCGUGGUCUACGAGGCGGUGUCGGGCCGCAGCGGCGCCCGCCUGGCCGUCAAACGGCUGCGUUGCGACGCUCCGGAGAACGUGGAGUUGGCCCUGGCCGAGUUCUGGGCCCUGACCAGCCUCCGCCGCCACCACCCCAACGUGGUGCGCUUCGAGGAGUGCGUCCUGCAACGCGACGGGCUCGGGCAGCGCAUGAGCCACGGCAACAAGCAGAGCGCGCUCUACCUCCGCCUGGUCGAGACGUCCCUCAAGGGUGAGAGGAUCCUGGGUUACGCCAAAGAGCCUUGUUACCUGUGGUUCGUCAUGGAGUACUGCGAAGGGGGAGACCUGAACCAGUACAUUCUUUCCCGCAGGCCCAACCCGGCCACCAACAAGAGCUUCAUGCUCCAGCUGACCAGCGCCAUUGCAUUCCUGCACAAAAACCACAUCGUGCACAGAGACCUGAAGCCGGACAAUAUCCUCAUCAGCGAGCAGUCGGGAGCUCCGGUUCUCAAAGUCGCAGACUUUGGGCUGAGCAAAGUGUGCGCGGGAUUGACCGCCCGAGGCAACGGCGGCGGCAACGACGACGACAAAAAUGUGAAUGUGAACAAGUACUGGUUGUCCUCGGCUUGCGGCUCAGAUUUCUACAUGGCUCCCGAAGUGUGGGAAGGACACUAUACGGCCAAAGCGGACAUCUUUGCGCUGGGCAUCAUCAUCUGGGCCAUGAUCGAGCGGAUCACCUUCAUCGAUGCCGAAACCAAGAAGGAACUCUUGGGGACGUACGUCAAGCAGGGGAGCGAGAUCGUCCCUGUCGGGGAGGCGCUGCUAGAAAACCCAAAGAUGGAGUUGCACAUUCCUCAAAAACGCAGGACUUCCAUGUCUGAAGGGAUCAAACAGCUCCUGAAAGACAUGCUGGCUGCUAACCCGCAAGAUCGACCCGACGCCUUUGAGCUUGAAUCCAGGAUGGACCAGGUUACUUGUGCUGCUUAAAACUCAGGUCAAAGUGUUGGUGGGCUCUGAAAACAGGGAUUUUUUGCAGGGACCUGGACUCUCCCCGAAAUAGAUGCAAACUUAAGAAGCGACUGACAAAAGACACCGCAUUCUCUCUGGUAUCGUGAGGCAAGCUUUGAAACUUGUCUGGAAGCCCCAGGAGAUCCAAGGAGGACAGGAGCUGCUGCAACGACUUCAUUAUAAGACUAUUAAAUUCUCUUUUUUUAUUUUUAUUAUUACAUUUUCCCCCUUCCUUUUUUUCCCCACUGCCAGCUCAGCUUUCCCCGUUCGUUGGGUCUGCGCAAUUCAUCUGGAAUUCCUCUUUCACUCAAAAUAC